This is a messenger RNA of Leucoraja erinaceus (little skate), 2540 nucleotides long. RefSeq names its product abraxas 2, BRISC complex subunit (gene abraxas2). Gene Ontology annotation, molecular function: microtubule binding; polyubiquitin modification-dependent protein binding. The coding region runs from base 77 to 1303 and encodes 408 amino acids. The record is from RefSeq and is a predicted model, not a curated record. Gene Ontology annotation, cellular component: nucleus. Gene Ontology annotation, biological process: protein K63-linked deubiquitination; attachment of spindle microtubules to kinetochore; mitotic spindle assembly. The transcript has 9 exons. NCBI's taxonomy places the organism in Eukaryota, Metazoa, Chordata, Chondrichthyes, Rajiformes, Rajidae.
UGGAACGCUUGCAGCGGUCCGAGCGUGAAACGGAAGUGCCCGUGACGCGGGGCGGGGGUGGGAAGGCUGGAAAAAGAUGGCCGCCUCCGUCUCGGGCUACACUUUCAGUUCUCUGGUCUAUCAUCACGCAAACAGCCCCUCGGACCACGAAGGAUUCCUUUUGGGUGAUGUAAAACAACUUGAGACUUUCAGUAUUAGUGAUUCACAUAUCAGCAACACGGAGCUGCUGCAAGUUAUAGAAAUCCAUAAUCAUGAGCCUGGUUAUCAACUCUUUAGUUUUUAUGACUAUGCAGGAAGGGUUGAUGAAGAGAGUCUGGAUAGAAUCCUCAAAGGAAGGAGGAAAAAUGUUAUUGGCUGGUACAGAUUUAGAAGGAAUACACUGCAGCAGAUGUCGUACAGAGAGCAUAUUAUCCAUAAGCAGUUGACAAACAUCCUUGGAGUGCCUGAUCUAGUCUUCCUUCUGUUUAGUUUCAUCUCCACAGCAAACAACUCAACGCAUGCUUUGGAAUAUGUGCUGUUUAGACCCAGUCGCCGGUAUGAUCAGCGAGUUUCACUCACAAUUCCCAAUUUGGGGAACACUAGUCAGCAAGAAUACAAGAGUUCCUCAGUGCCAAACACAUCCUGGAAUUAUGACAAAGUGGUAACGGAACAUGGCGCUGAGUUCUUUGACAAAGAUGGAGUGAUUAAAGAUAUCAGGGCCAUUUAUCAGGUGUACAAUGCGCUUCAAGAAAAACUGCAAACAGUAUGUGGAGAAGUGGAAAAGAGUGAACAAACAGUUGAAAGUUAUCUUCUAGAAGUGGAUAAACUGAAGAAACAAAUAGCACGCAGGAAAAGAGAGAUUGAAGAGGAAAAGAAACUUCAAGAAGCUGCACUGAAUAGAGGAAUAGCUGAAGAAAAUUCAGUGCAUGUGCUUAAUCUGAGGACCAGUCCUGGACAAGUAAUGGAAGUACAAAUGCAAGAAAGUUUGGACCCUACUAAUGCUCUGUUGCCUAAUUCUGAUCUAUCUGAUAUCACUGCUAGGGGCAAUUUGCAGGUGAUGAGUAGCGUUUAUGUGCCUCGGUUACAGGGUGUGGGUUCUGCUGGCAAAGCUUCAGCAAGCACAAGUGCUCCAAACUACUAUGGAAGCCAAAUGGGGAGUCCCCAGUCUCAAAUAGCACAUGGAGUUACUGUUAAUAAUGAAGAGGACAAUUAUGAAAGCUUGCACGAACCUUCAGAAACGUCUGACAGUGAAUACACUGCAUUAGGUGAAAUGUGUCCGAAUUCACAUCCAAAUGAAGAUACAAAUCAAACAUCACAAAUAUAACAGACUCUUGUGGCACUAAUUUUGUGAUGCGCAUUAAUUUUGAAGGAAGUGAGAAAAGAUAGUUUCAGGCCAAGCAAUUGAAUCAAUGCGUAACAGGAAGGCUUCUGUGUGCAGAAAACGUUGAUAUCCUACUUGGAUGUUUAUUGCCUUGUGCAAAGUCUGAUUUCAGAUAAAUGGGAUGUAGGUUUUUUUCUGUACUCUUUAGAAAGGUUCAUGUGUUACAGCCAAAAAUUGCUUCCAAAGGCACAAUACCUACUGUAGACACACAAUGGUAGCACCAGAUUUUAAGUGGUAUCACAGACUUAAAACCAAUUGCUGCUGGGUCUGUAUCUAAUGAAGAGUCUUUUAAUUUGACAAUACCAUACUACUUGCACUAUUUUGUUUUUUGCCUUUUUAUUUGCAGGUUCACAAAAGGGAACAUUGUCGGCGGCCUUCAGAAAUCAAAUUCCCCAGUAGGAGCCAAAUUAGUGCUUGUUCAAAUCUUUGUUACCUAAAUGGAACGGAGAUUGAUUAUAUAAUUGCUUUAGAUUGCACGUUGUAAGAUUAUCUGUGACUAGGACUGUAAUAUUUGUACAAUUUGAAAUUUUGUAGUGUAAUGUAUUACUGCACCUAACAAUUCAGUCCUUUUUUUUUACAAAAAAAGGAAAUGUAAUCCAAAACAGCUUUGAUUUCUUCAAUUAUGUGCCUGACUGGUAGUAUAGCAAAAUUUGUAUAUAUAAAAAAAAUAAUCUGCUCACUGCUCCUGUUUACUAGAAUUAUUGCUAUAUUCCUUUUUGGGUGCUAUAAUUUUUUUUCAAUUCUGUUUCCAAAUUUUAGCCUGGAAUUUUUAAUUGAUCUGAGGAAAUGGUUCAGUACGUAAAAGAUAGCCAUCAAGAUUGUUAAUUAGGUCAAUCUGAGUUAAAGGAAUAUUUUGGGGAUAACACAAGCUUAGAGGAGAAAAAUUGCAGGAAUUAACAAUUUAAAUUUAACAGCUUUUGAAUAUUCCCAAUGCGGGGCUAAUGUCAAAAUCUCAUUAAAUGUAUUGACUUUGGGUUAGGUGUCAAAUCUUUGGGUGACAAUCUUUUGUACAAACUGAGACAAAGUAUUUGUGUACAACUUGUUUUUGUGCUAAAUUUGCUAUUCACGGGGUGCUUUUACAUUAGGUGAUGUACCCAAUCCUGUACUCAGGAAUUCUGUGUGUGUGUGUAUGUAAAAUGAAUGUCAUGCAUCCUUUCAGAUUAAAAGUAAAUGUACAGAC